Molecule: messenger RNA, 5484 nt
Organism: Moesziomyces aphidis
Lineage: Eukaryota; Fungi; Basidiomycota; Ustilaginomycetes; Ustilaginales; Ustilaginaceae
Source: the annotation of a GenBank genome assembly
AUGCCGCCUCGCUCCUUGCACCUCCACGGUGCGUUUGCACCAGCGUCAGCGUCGGCAACAUCCGCAAUUGCGAGGGCCGCCGCUGUCAGGCGGAUUGCGCGACACGCUUCAUCCCUCCGAUCAGCGUACCAGCAGCAUCCCACCAAGCUCGACUCGUCCGGCGCGCUGCUUUCCAGAGUCUCGGGACCGAUCGACAAGCCGCUCUGCGAGCUCUCCCUCGGACAGUUCUGGCACCAAGCCGUCGCAAAGUAUGCCGAACGGCCUGCGCUCAUCUCAAAGCACGAACCGGCAUCCCAGCACGGCAAAGGUGCUUCCUCCAACGACUGCAUUCGCUGGUCGUACGGCGAAAUGAACGAGCACGUACAGAGUCUCGUUGCCGGCCUCCAAAAGCUCGGGGUCCGCAAAGGCGACCGUGUAGCUGUCCUCAUGAUGAAUUGCUCUGCGUACGGUGCCUUGCAGUGGGCAUGUGCCGAGAUUGGCGCGGUGCUCGUCACGCUCAACCCUGCGUACAGCACGUCCGAGCUGCGGCGCGCCAUCACGCUCGUCGAGGCUACCACUCUUUUUAUCGUUCCGUCGUUGCGCGGAUCCAACUAUCUCGACUCGCUCCUCGAGCUGCUCCCCUCGCUCGCAGGCUCGACAUCCUCGGGCGGCGACGCCACAGUCUUGGACGAUCCAGAGCUUCCAUCUCUCAAACGCAUCGUGCUCGUCGACAAUCUCGACAGCCGCCCGCGUCACUGGGAAAGCAGCAGCGUGCUUGCUCAGCAAGGAAAGUCGUUCUCCGAUGCAAUGGCAGCUCUGAACAAUCGUGCGCUCGACUAUCGCGAUCUUCUCGUCUCUUCGUCACCCAGCAGCGCCAAGGAGGAGGUGCACAACACCGACGUCAUCAACCUCCAGCUCACCUCGGGCACCACAGGAAAGCCCAAGGCAGUCGCUCUGAAUUCUCGAAACCUCCUCAACAACGGCAUCGCUAUCGGCGAUAAUCUCAGGUUCACCGAAGCCGACAAGCUCUGCAACGUGCCGCCUCUGUUCCACUGUUUCGGCCUGGUCUUGGGCAACUUGGCGGCUUGGACUCACGGCGCCUCCGUUGUCUACGCCGCCGAAGGAUUCGACCCACUCCGAUCGCUUCGCGCCGUCUCGGAGGAACAGUGUACAGCUAUGCACGGCGUACCCACCCACUUUAUCGCCGAGCUCGAACUGCUUGAAUCCGCUAGAGACCAUGCCGAAGACCCAUCGCGCUUUCCCGUCCCGAAGGGCAUGCUCGAGGGCGAGACGUUCGACUUUUCCUCCUUGCGCACCGGCCUCACCAGUGGUUCGACGGUUCCCAUCGCAUUGAUGGAGGCCCUAGUCAGCCCGGGCAAGCUCGGUCUCCGCGAGCAGACGGUGGUGUACGGCAUGACCGAGACUUCUCCCGUCACGUUUGGCUGCGAUGUGGACGCGCCUAUUGUCCGCCGAUGCGAGACGGUGGGACGCGUCUACCCCCACGUCCAUGCCAAGAUUGUCUCGCCCGACGACCCUACUGGCAAGCCGCUGCCCGUGGGCGAGCCGGGAGAACUAUGCACGGCAGGCUACGUCGUCAUGCAAGGCUACUGGAAGGAUGCCAAACGCACCGACGAAGCCAUGGAGCGGCACCCAGACGAGCCCGACAUCCUCUGGAUGCGCACGGGCGACAUUGCCAUCAUGGACGAAGAGGGCUACGUCCGCAUCGUCGGCCGCUCCAAGGACGUCAUCAUCCGCGGAGGCGAGAAUCUCUUCCCGCCCAACAUCGAAAACUGCAUCGAUCGCAUGGAAGGCGUUGCCACCAACGCAGUCAUCGCCGUCCCCGACGACAAGUACGGAGAGGCGGUGGGAGUGUUUGUUGCGAGAUCGCACGCGGAGGCGCACGUCUCGCCAGCGGAGGUGCGUGCCUAUGUCAAGAAGCACGUUGGCGGACAGAGUGCGCCCGCCUGGGUUUGGUUCCUCGGCGAGGAUGGCGUCCCCACCGAGUUUCCCAAGACUGCCUCGGGCAAGAUUCAAAAGGUGCGUACACGCGUCCCUUGCUUUAGACUGAAAGCGUGCCGCUCCGACGCGGAGAGAACCACUGAGCCUGACGAUCUGAUUUGCUGCCUUGUCCUCGCUGCUCUUUCGGUCAACCUUGUCGCCAUGAUGCUCGGUCGGACCCGUGAACUCUAUUCCAUGCCCGUCAUCCUCCGCGACUGGGCCAAGGACCUCGCGAGCAAGAACCAGGGCAAGACGGAAAGCGGCAUGGCACCCCAGUCUGCUGAGAGCGCCCGUGCAGCGCCGCGUCCGAGAAGCUCGUUCAUGCGCCUGGAUGCAGCCAGUCCUCCUCAUCGAAACUCCACCGAUUCCCGAUCAUCAUUGAUACUCAAGAUCACCAAGAUGCGGUCAUCCGGCGGUGAUGUUCACCGCUCGUGCUCUUUUUGGGCCACGAUCGCCGUUCUCUUGCGGAUAGCCGCCACCGGAAGAUGCGAUGCUCCGGAGAUAAGCCUUGGUGCCGAAACUGCAAAGAGCGCGGCAUGCCGUGUAAGUCCAUCCACCCCGAUACUGUGUGGCCAGGCAGACCAGCUGACCAAGUGUUUCUCUCUGUUCCUAGGCGUGUACGACACGGGCCUGAUCAGGAUCAAGAAGCACGAUGAUGAUGGGCCGCACCAAUCAUCCACGCUUCUUUUCCCCGCGACCAACCAGAGCAUCCCUCUCAUCCGUGAACUCGAAUCGCUCUUCAGCAAAUUGUGGUCAAGAACUCGGGGAUGCUGGUUGCGUGCAACCGCCGCGCGCCCCGCCCAGCAGGAGACCACGCCAGACAUCGACUACCAGAACGGACUUUCGCAUAUCCUUGCCGAGAUCAUCUCUAUGCUUGCUGUCAAGACACUUCCGUUCGGCGACAGACUGGAGCGUAUCAGCGCUGUCGUCCUCGCCACGGGCAGCAGAGCAGCUGCCACCGACUCGUUCGCGUCCAUCCCACAUCACCACAUCGACAGCCAGACUCUGGACAAGCAACGUCAACUCCAGCUCGUCGACCUCGCCUAUUGCAGCCAUCCCUUCCUGGCGGUCAUCUUAUCUAAGACUCUGUUCAUGAGGGCCUUUAACCAGGGCGCGCACGACAAAGUUCUACUAAACGCCAUCCUUUUGGCGGGUCUGGGUCUCAAGUGCACCCUGACGGGCACCGCCGAGGCGGCUCGCGAGGAGCUGGUCGAGCUCCACGUCAUGGCCAACAGGACGGCCGCAUCGCUGUUCAGCGUGUUGCUCGGCAGCCUCAACGCCAACAGGCUUCAGACCUGCGUGCAGAGCAUCAUGCUGCUCGCCUGGCACGACCUCACGCAAGGCCACACCAGGCGCUCGUCGACUUGGUGGACGAUGGCAUGCGAUCUGAUCCUGCGCGUGCGCUCGCUGCGUGCGCAUGAAGACGUGAUCGAAAGCCAGAUCAACGGCUUCGACAUCACGUCGCUGCGCGAGGAGGAGCUGGAACACAUGCAGGCCAUCAGUCAGCUCAUGCUGCUCUACUUCGAAACCUCGCUGGGCGCGAUUCCGGUGCCGCACAAUCUGCUGUGGCGCAGCGCCAGCCGCAACAAUCUGGCAGCGGCCUCAAACAUAUGGGAGCUCGACGACAUCAGCGGCAACGUGGCCUCAGCCGAGGGACUCAUGCGUGCACGCCGAAUCGUCCACCGCAUCCAAGCGGUGCUCAGCAGUCUGUCGGAUCGACACGCCGACCUCAAGAACGCAGGCGACCCCAUGGCGGCCAGCGAGGAGCACGAAGGCAAGGUGAGCUCAUUGCUCAUGUACGCCGGCUUCACGGGCAUACGCAUGGCGGGUCCGAUCCUGACGCUCAGCGCACUGCUAUUGUGUCUCCACCGCUAUGGUGCGAGAGAGAUGGACAAGGUGGCGGUGACCAGCAUCAUCCGUGUCUGCGCAGCCGCGUGUCUGCAUCUGCGAGAAAUCUUCGGCGAUGCGGUCUGCACCUCCACCCGCACCAGCUCGGCCGUUUCCUUGUCGGAAGCUGCUGCCGACUCGUCGAUCGCUCUCUGCAUCAUGGAAUGCGUAGCCCAAGCGUUCGGUGCCCUAAUGGUCGAGUGUGGCGCAGCUCAUCCGGGCGAAGCGCCUUUCUCGAGAGCCACGGACGAUUCCGGCUCGAUGAAGCUCUCUCGAGGAGCGCAGCAGAUGGUGGUGGAGAAGCUGGGCGUGGUGAUGGGCAUCGUGUGCACCAUGGUGGACUGCCUCGACAAUGUGCCAGUAGGCGGUGCUCGCGCCGGGCGCAUUGGCAACCUGCUCUACCGGCUGCGUGGCCGGCUGGAAGCGCUGCAGAUCCAGGCGGACGUGUCGUUCGCGUUCGAGACGGCAUGCACCAGCAGCAGCGCCAGCAACUCUCAAGGCAAAAGACCCAGUCUUACGGAGGAUGCUCAAAGCGAGUCCGAGCCGGAUGUGAUGGCAAGGAGCAUCGAUGGUUCUUACGACGAAACCAGGGCACCAGCACCAGCGUUGGAGCACGGAGGUCAAGUAUCGACGGAGCGCCACGCAGUGACGUCGGUAUCAGCAUACGGCGCCGCUCCGCACGCCUCGGCUGCCAGCGCUUUCAGCGAGGCGUACGCACCCUCGCUGCCUCUGCAGCAAUACUCGUUCAACAACCAGGUGAUGUACGCGCCGGGGCCGAUGUCGACGUGGAGACCAGGUGUUGUACCGAAUAUGGGAUCGGAGGGCAGCGCGUGGAUCACCGAGACCAAGGUGACCGAGACGCGAUCGGUGCAUGCAGCCAAGGGCGACGAGGACUGGACGGGCGGUGCAUUCUCAACUGCCGAGAUGUCAGCGUCGAGCUACAGCGAGAUGUCGGUGCCGAUGUCUAUGCCUCAGAUCGAAUCGGGCUUUCGCCGGGCUGGACCAAACACGGGGCUGUCGGAAUCGCUGCCUUCGAGCAUGGCGGGCAAGGCAUUUGGACGUGGGAUGCCGCAGUACGCCCACGCGCAUACGCAUGGCCGGACCAUGUCGAUGAUGCCCAUGAGCAUGCUUUACCGACACAAUGAAGGCGGACGCGAAGCUCACGGCACGGCAACGAGCGAGAUGGACUCCUUCUUUGCGCAGUCCGAGGGCGGGAUGGCCCAGAACGCUGGCGCUGUGGAUGGAGGCCGAAAGCGGGCGCGGGGUGAGGCUCAUGCGAUGCGACAGAUCUAUUCGGGAACAAAACCGGUGGCGAGCAGCAACAGCAACAGCGGCAGCAGCAGCAGCGGCGGCGGCGGCAGCGGCGGGACUUGUCGACGCACCGAGGUGAUCUGGGGUGCAACAACGGCGGAGGGAGAAGGACGGGCGAUUCCCGCUGCAGCAGCGCUGGCAUCGAUCCAGCGCGUUGAGCCGCUGACCGACGCGGCGUACGCGAUGGCUGCGAGCGCAGACUGGCCGCUCGAGAUCAGGGAGCGGUCGAUGAGCUGCAGCGACGGGUCGAGCUGUGCAUCGUCGCGAUCCGAAGCGGACCAUGGCUACGAUACGGCCAACGACGCCUGA